AAGCAUGUCCUUCAGCUCUGGCCCCUGGAUGAAGGUACUGGUAGUCUGGUACAUGCAGCCGCACAGCAGCAGAGGACUGCUUUUCUUCUCGUGCGAUUCGCACGUGUAGCAUGCUCCAAGUCCAAAGAUUGCAUUUCUCGUAGAUCGCCACUCCCUCACAAUUAACAGAGAAAAGGGUUCCCCGUUGCAGUCAUCAUCUCCGUGCUUCUCGAUCUCAAAUGCCACUGUUCGUUCCCUCCAAAAUCCCCUGAUAAAUUUCGAUGAUGGAAGAUUAAAGUGUGCUCACCAAUAAACCCAAGCGGGAGCGGGACUUCAAGAAUGGCUUUCAUGGCGGUUCUGGAAUCAGAUCUACGCGCUUUGUCUGCUGAAGCUCGUCGCAGGUAUCCGGCCGUCAAGGACGGUGCGGAGCACGCAAUUCUGAAGCUCCGUUCAUUGUCUAGUCCUAGUGAAAUUGCUCAAAAUGAGGAUAUACUGCGUAUCUUCCUGAUGGCUUGUGAGGUUAAAUCUGUAAAGCUAAGUGUCAUUGGACUUUCCUGUCUGCAAAAGCUGAUAUCUCAUGAUGCUGUUAUGCCAUCAGCUCUGAAGGAGAUUCUGCUUACUCUCAAAGAUCAUGCUGAAAUGGCUGAUGAGAAUGUGCAGUUUAAGACCCUACAAACUAUACUUAUUAUAUUGCAGUCACGUCUACAUCCUGAAAGUGAGGAAAAUAUGGCUCAGGCUCUUGAUAUCUGUCUCAGGCUUCUUGAGAACAACAGAUCUUCUGACAGUGUGCGCAACACUGCUGCAGCUACCUUCAGGCAAGCUGUUGCCUUGAUUUUUGAUCAUGUUGUCUCUGCUGAGUCACUUCCUGCUGGCAAGGUUGGUUCUGGGAGUCACAUCUCUCGGACCAGUUCUGUCACUGGUGAUGUUAGUCGCAGUAUCAACCAAUCAGACACUGACAGGUCCUUGGAGAGAGAAUUUGUCUCCGGACGGCCAUUAUUGAUGCGGGAGAGCCUAAGUAACGCAGGAAAACUUGGGCUUCGUUUACUCGAAGACCUGACAGCUCUUGCUGCAGGUGCAUCUGUAAUCUGGCUACGUGUCAACUCUCUUCAACGGACAUUUGCACUUGAUAUACUUGAAUUCAUUCUGUCAAAUUAUGUGUCUAUCUUUAGAACCUUGGUUGCAUAUGAACAGGUCUUGCGUCAUCAGAUAUGUUCACUUCUCAUGACUAACCUUCGUACCAACGUUGAGGUUGAAGGGGAAGCAGGAGAACCAUCAUUCCGUCGAUUGGUCUUGCGGUCAGUUGCCCAUGUUAUAAGGCUUUAUAGUACGUCUCUUAUCACUGAAUGUGAGGUUUUCCUCAGCAUGUUAAUAAGGUUUACAUCUCUUGAUUUGUCACUAUGGCAUCGGAUUCUUGUCCUUGAAGUUCUGAGGGGCUUCUGUGUGGAGGUUAGGACAUUGCGUCUUCUUUUCCAGAAUUUUGACAUGGACCCUAAGAACACCAAUGUUGUGGAGGGUAUGGUGAAAGCUCUUGCUCGAGUUGUAUCAAGUAUACAGGUUCCAGACACAAGUGAAGAAAGCCUUGCAGCCGUUGCAGGAAUGUUUAGCAGUAAAGCUAAAGGAAUUGAGUGGAGUCUGGACAAUGAUGCAUCUAAUGCUGCUGUUGUCGUUGCCAGUGAAGCUCAUGCAAUAACAUUGGCAGUUGAAGGCCUAUUGGGUGUUGUUUUUACAGUGGCUACUUUGACAGAUGAAGCUGUAGAUGUUGGGGAGCUUGAAUCUCCUAGAUGUGUUAGUGAUCCACCGGGAAAAUAUACUGGGCAAACUGCAAUUCUCUGCAUAUCAAUGGUUGAUUCUAUGUGGUUAACCAUCCUGGAUGCUCUAUCCCUGAUUUUGACCAGGUCACAAGGAGAAGCUAUCAUAUUAGAAAUAUUGAAAGGAUAUCAGGCAUUUACUCAGGCUUGCGGGGUUCUACGUGCUGUUGAACCAUUAAACUCUUUUCUGGCAUCCCUAUGCAAAUUUACUAUCAAUAUUCCAACUGAAGUUGAAAAAAGGAGCAAUGUUCCACUAACUCCUAGUUCAAAGCGUUCUGAACUUCUAGUUGAUCAGCGAGAUAGCAUUGUUCUUACCCCUAAAAAUGUGCAGGCAUUGAGGACUCUCUUCAACAUAGCUCAUCGAUUACAUAAUGUGUUGGGCCCAUCAUGGAUUUUGGUUCUGGAAACCCUAGCUGCUCUAGAUCGAGCAAUCCAUUCACCACAUGCAACCACACAGGAAGUUUCUACUGCUGUUCCAAAGCUUACAAGAGAAAUUUCUGGCCAAUAUAGUGACUUCAACAUUCUUUCUUCUUUAAAUUCCCAACUGUUUGAGAGCUCAGCACUGAUGCACAUAUCUGCAGUUAAGUCACUUCUUUCUGCACUACAUCAGUUAUCAAGUCAAUGCAUGCCUGGAAAUUCAAGUAGUUUUUCACAAACAUCAAAUCAGCAAAUUGGAAGCAUUAGCUUUUGUGUGGAAAGGAUGGUAUCGAUACUUGUAAAUAACCUUCACAGAGCAGAGCCCCUGUGGGAUCAAAUUGUUGGCCAUCUUCUUGAGCUUGCAGAUAAUUCUAAUCAGAAUCUGCGAAAUAUGGCACUUGAUGCAUUAGAUCAAUCAAUUUGUGCUGUUCUAGGAUCUGAUCACUUUCAACGCUUUACGCUUCCUGAUGACCAUCUUGAAAAUUACCAGAUGGAGAACCCAGACACCGAACUAGGAUUAUUUGAAUGUGCUGUCAUAUCCCCAUUAAGGUUUCUCUACGUUUCUAGUCAAAAUAUUGAUGUCCGUGCUGGAUCAUUGAAAAUUUUGUUGCAUGUUCUAGAGAGACAUGGGGAGAAGUUAUACCAUAGUUGGCCAAGUAUUCUCGAAAUGUUGAGGUCUGUUGUCAAUGCAGCAGAGAAGGAUCUUAUUUCAUUGGGUUUUCAGAGCCUACGUGUUAUUAUGAAUGACGAGCUCUCAACCAUACCUGCAAACUGCCUCGAUGUAUGUAUAGAAGUUACAGGAGCUUACAGUGCACAAAAGACAGAAUUGAACAUAAGCUUGACAGCAGUAGGCCUCCUCUGGACCACAACUGAUUUUAUUGCCAAAGGACUCCAGGUGCAAGCUGGAGAGAAGGACUUAGGAAUGCUUGAUAUACAAUUUACUCCAAGGAAGAUAGACUCUGAAAAUAUGGAAGGACAGGUUCCCUUGAUAAAUGCAGUUGAUUGUGACAAGUUGCUAUUUUCGGUUUUCUCUUUACUUCAAAAGCUUGGAGCUGAUGAGAGACCAGAGGUAAGGAACUCUGCAAUUCGGAUGCUUUUUCAGACUCUUGGAAGUCAUGGACAGAAACUUUCAAGGACCAUGUGGGAGGAUUGCCUUUGGAAUUACGUUUUUCCUACAUUAGAUUGUGUUUCUCACAUGGCAGCAACUUCAUCAACUGAUGAAUGGCAAGGGAAAGAACUUGGAACCCGACGAGGAAAAGCAGUUCACAUGCUUAUACAUCACAGUCGUAAUACAGCUCAAAAACAGUGGGAUGAGACACUUGUAUUGGUUUUAGGUGGAAUUGCACGCAUCCUACGCUUCUUUUUCCCUUUCUUGAGAAGUUUAAGCAACUUCUGGUCAGGAUGGGAGUCUUUGCUGCUCUUUGUAAGGAAUAGCAUUUUAAAUGGUAGUAAAGAGGUGGCCCUUGCAGCAAUAAAUUGUUUACAAACAACUGUUAUUUCACAUUCUCCUAAGGGAAACUUGCCGAUGCCUUACCUGAAGUCUGUGGUUGAUGUUUAUAAGUUUGUUCUUCAAAGCUCUCCAAAUUAUAGUGGAAAUGCAGCGGACAAGGUGAAGCAGGAAAUUCUGCAUGGUCUUGGUGAACUAUAUGUACAGGCUCAGAAUAUGUUUGACAAUGGAAUGUAUAGACUGUUGCUAGAAAUCAUACUUUUAGCUGUCAAACAGCCCAAGAGUAUCACUGAUAAUGUGGAAGCAGAAAUUGGACAUGUUCCACCAGUUCAGCGUACCAUGCUGGAAAUUCUACCACAGCUUCGUCCACCUGAGCACCUCCCUUCAAUGUGGUCACAUUUUCUAUCUGAGCUUUUGAAUUACCUUCCUGGAUUUGAAUCUCCUUCACAAAAAGAUGGUGAUACAGAACAAGCCGGCAGCAAAGAUCACCACCCAGAAAUUGUAGGAAUGACACCUCAACUGGAUGUCAAUUCUGUUUCAAACAAAGACAGUAUUGAAGAUUCAAAAAAUGUUCCCAUAGAAAAUCAGAAUACGAUGAAUUCUGGUGUUCCUAAUGAUUCUGAUUCUGCAAUUAAGGAUAUAGUGGCAAGCAUGCAAAGUUAUAUAUUUGGGGAAAAGCUUAUCCCAGUACUGGUAGACCUUUUUCUUUUAACUCCUGCUGUAGAAAAAUACAAGAUGUUUCCUGAAAUUAUUCAAGGUCUUGGAAGGUGUAUGACAACAAGAAGAGAUAACCCUGAUUGCACACUUUGGAGAUUAGCUGUUGAAGGCUUCAACCGUAUUCUUAUUGAAGAUGUCAUCAGGGAAAGCAUGGAUUUUGGUCCAGAUUCAGAUAUAAUUCAACCUCUUAGAAUACGUCUCUGGAAAGAAAUUGCUGAUGUUUAUGAAGUAUUCCUCAUGGGUUCUUGCGGCCAUGCUCUUCCUUCCAACAGUGUCUCACUGGUGGCACUCAAGGCUGAUGAAUCUCUUGAGAUAAUCAUUUUAAAUGUUUUGGGUGACAAGAUUCUCAAGACAAAAACUGAUGCUCCUACAGAUAUUUUACAACGACUGGUUACCGUUCUGGACCGUUGUGCAUCCCGAACAUGCUGUUUACCAUUAGAAACUGUAGGACUUAUGCCCCCUCACUGCAGCAGGUUCUCCCUGACUUGCUUACAAAAGUUAUUUUCUUUGUGCAGUUAUAACAGCCAAGCCAAUGAUUGGAACUCACAGAGAUCUGAAGUUAGCAAAAUCUCAAUCAUCGUACUCGUAGGCAGAUGCCAAUACAUAUUGGACAGGUUCCUGAUAGACGAGAAUGACUUAGGUGAGUCUCCAUUGCCAACAGUGAGAAUUGAAGAAGUUAUUUACGUCCUCCAAGAGCUGGCACGGCUUGUAAUUCAUUCUGAUACAGUAGAUGUUCUUCCACUACAACAGUAUUUGAAAGAGGGUCUAACCAGGAAUGAGAAUCGUGCACAUCUGCUUGUUCUGCUUCCAUCCUUUUGUGAACUUGUUGUUUCAAGGGAAGCAAGAGUUAGAGAGCUCGUCCAAGUGUUGCUCAGACUCAUUGCCACGGAGUUAGCACUCCAAAAGGUCAAUUUAGACAGUUGACUCGUGGAAGAAUGGUAUUUUAUGAAACCCAAUGCCUGUGUGUAGAUUAUGUUGCCUCUUUGCAGAGGAAUUUUUCUAAUCCUCAGUUUGAUGUGAAGUGUAAUUUGUCUGAUAUUUUGUAAAUUAGAAGAGAAAUGUAGAAAGUUGGCAUGAGGUGUCUAAAUUCUCUUAGUGUUUCUUUUUCAUUUUUCUAUUGUAUCCAAGCCGGCGGCCAUGUGGAUAAUGAGGAUGAGUUUGUAUUAGGCUACUAUUAGCUGCUCCCUCUCCCUCUCUCUCUCUCUCUCUCUCUCUCAAAACAAACAUUCCUAACUUCCUUACCAGGUUUAGGGGAAAAAACAUAAAUUAGUUACAUGUUCUUCGCUACAUAUUGUAUUUCUUGUCUACGAAGUUUAAAAUCUAAAAUUAGAACGUGUUUUUAAA
This is a messenger RNA of Nelumbo nucifera (sacred lotus), 5712 nucleotides long. Its product is annotated as ARM repeat superfamily protein. Lineage: Eukaryota; Viridiplantae; Streptophyta; Magnoliopsida; Proteales; Nelumbonaceae. The record is from RefSeq and is a predicted model, not a curated record.